This is a messenger RNA of Prosopis cineraria, 1654 nucleotides long. Its product is annotated as putative serine/threonine-protein kinase. The transcript is spliced from 8 exons. Bases 439 to 1545 code for a protein of 368 amino acids. NCBI's taxonomy places the organism in Eukaryota, Viridiplantae, Streptophyta, Magnoliopsida, Fabales, Fabaceae. Gene Ontology annotation, biological process: protein phosphorylation. The record is from RefSeq and is a predicted model, not a curated record. Gene Ontology annotation, molecular function: protein kinase activity; ATP binding.
AGAAGGAAUUAUGAAGGCUUUUCGAGUCGGAGCAAAAGGUUUGAACUGAACAAGGAAACGGUCACUUUCUGCUACAGGAAGGAUCUAGGUGGGAAAUCUCCCCAUGAGGUGAAGAAGAAGAAGAAGAAGAAGUCCAAGCUUGCGACACGGAACUCGUGGCUGUUAGUAGUCGCUUCUCCAUCCACAUCCAAGGAAUAACAACAUCCGACCGAAGCACACCAACGUCCACCACUCUGCCAGAAAGCUACCGAUGAUCAAUUAAUUUUUAUUGUAAUUAUAUGUUGACCACUAGAGAAAACUAUAUUUUUUCCAUUCCCAUGUCUCCUCCACCAUAUCUGCUUCCAUCUUGAAGAGCUGAAAGUGUCAUACCUCGUAUUCUGGCUGAAUUGGGCUACCAACGAAGAUUGCAGACUGUAGCAGUUAUAUACCAGAACCAUUAUGAGUUGUGGCUGCUUUGGAGCCUCAACUAUAAAGAGGAAAAGUAGUCCUGCUCGUAAUCCUAAUGAGGAUGAUGGCAUUGCAAUUGAUAAUGUUAGGAAUUUCUCCGAUAAAGAACUAAGGUUGGCAACAGAUAAUUAUGACCCAAGGAACAAGAUAGGAAGGGGAGGUUUUGGAACUGUUUACCAGGGGACCUUGAGAGAUGGAAGAAAAGUAGCAGUGAAGACCCUUUCAGCAGGAUCAAGGCAAGGAGUUCGUGAAUUUUUAGCUGAAAUCAAGACUAUAUCAAAUGUUAAGCAUCCAAACCUUGUUGAAUUGAUUGGCUGCUGUGUUCAAGGACCUAGUCGUAUUUUGGUAUAUGAGUAUGUGGAAAAUAACAGCCUUGAUCGUGCAUUACUUGGCACGAGGAAUACAGGCAUCAAACUAGACUGGAGAAGAAGAUCUGCAAUUUGUAUGGGUACUGCUAGGGGUCUUGCAUUCCUUCAUGAAGAACUUGUUCCACACAUUGUGCACAGAGACAUUAAAGCUAGCAACAUACUACUUGACAAAGACUUUAAUCCGAAAAUAGGAGAUUUUGGGUUGGCUAAAUUAUUCCCGGAUGACAUCACUCACAUUAGCACUAGAAUUGCUGGAACAACCGGUUAUCUAGCCCCAGAAUAUGCAUUAGGCGGUCAGUUAACCUUGAAGGCUGAUGUAUACAGCUUUGGAGUUCUUGUACUAGAAAUAAUAAGUGGCAAAAGUAGUUCAAGGGAAACUUGGGGAGGAACUGAGAAAGUCCUCUUGGAAUGGGCUUGGCAACUUCACGAAGAAGGAAGACUUCUGGAGCUAGUGGAUCCUGAGAUUGGAGAAUUUCCUGAGGAAGAAGUGAUUAGGUACAUGAAGGUAGCUUUUUUCUGCUCACAGGCGGCAGCAAACAGAAGGCCAUUAAUGUCCCAAGUUGUGGAUAUGCUGUCCAGGAAAAUCCGGCUCAAUGAGAAGGAGCUAACGGCACCAGGAUUCUACCAGAAUUCAGGAGAAUCCUCUAAAAAGAACCUAUUCAGUGAGUCUACUAGCAAUCAAACUCAUUCUCUUCCUCCCACUAUUACUCAGGAGGGAAAUGUCAAGUAGGGGGAACCCCCCAAAAAAUUUUUUCUCUGUUUUCCUUUGUCUAUCCUUUUUCUUUUCGUGAAACGAGAAGCAUAUUGAAAUUCGAAUCCAUCGGAGCAUAUUUAUCUUA